AUGCAGGAAGAUGCGCAGCGAGCCAAUCGCGAACUGUCCUUGGUCCCGCCUCUGGCCCCUCUGGGUAAACCUCUUGUCAUAACGGAGGGUCGCGCAACUGAAGCAGGCUUUGGCGAAACACUCGUCCUCGGUAAGACUGGUAUGGCCAUGGCAGGACUAAGGUUCAAUGCUCAACCUCCGCGCUAUGGAGGUGGAGGAGGAAAUCCAGGAAACCAGCUUUACAUUGUUGAUUUGGUUGGUAAGACCUUAAAGAUUUGUUCCGCACCGCUGGAAACAUUCCGCGCAAAAGGUCCUGGCACUGUAAUUUUCGAGACAACAAAAGAUGCGCAGCAGGCCAUUACUUAUGAAUGGUACAGCCGCAUUCCAGAAGUUCGCGAGGACCAUUACGUCGGCCUUUCCGGUCCAGGUAGCUACUGUGGCGGGCUUCGGGGCGGUUUCAGAGGUGGUUUCCACGGUGGCAGCUUGCGCGGUGGGUACCGUGGAGGCUAUCGUGGUGAUGGUGGAGGCGAAGAGCUUGCUGUGGUCUACUGCGAUCGAGAUGUUGUCGAGCUAUUUGAGACGACCGGAAUUGUCGAGCUAGCUGAGAUCCUGUGCUAUAGCUCUCGCUCGAAGGGAGGCGUUGUACAAUUUGCGCAGGUCGUGGAGGCCGUAACAGCCAUUAGUGAGCGCCAUCCUACGCUUCGUAACAAUAUAUCGAAAUUGUAUAAUAACAUUACUCGUUUCAACCAGCCAAGUUCCAUCAAUAUAUGUACAGUGAACGUCCUCUACAUGUGCGCUUUAACGAUUCGUUGGCACUCGUUCACACCUACCACUGCAAGAGGACGAAUUGUCGCGCUUAUGCAGGUUGAGAUUGACGUGUAG
Molecule: messenger RNA, 861 nt
Organism: Fomitiporia mediterranea MF3/22
Lineage: Eukaryota; Fungi; Basidiomycota; Agaricomycetes; Hymenochaetales; Hymenochaetaceae
Exons: 8
Coding region: 1-861 (286 amino acids)
Source: RefSeq, a predicted model, not a curated record